Molecule: messenger RNA, 972 nt
Organism: Cavenderia fasciculata
Lineage: Eukaryota; Evosea; Eumycetozoa; Acytosteliales; Cavenderiaceae
Exons: 4
Coding region: 1-972 (323 amino acids)
Biological process (GO): regulation of catalytic activity
Cellular component (GO): lysosome
Molecular function (GO): cysteine-type endopeptidase activity
Source: RefSeq, a predicted model, not a curated record
AUGGAAUGGAUAAAAAUAUAUAUACUACAUAGAAAGAUGAGAAUCUUCGCUAUUACAAUCACAUUAGCAAUUUUAUUAAAUGUUGCUUUCGCCAUCAACAUGGGAGCACCAGUUUUGAAUGACAAGUUUAUCCAAAACCACAACUCAAAGAACGCCCCAUGGGUCGCCAAGAGAAACGCAAGAUUCGAAGGUCACACCAUCGGUCAAGUCAUGGCUAUGAUGGGUACCAAGAAGGUCAUCAACAACAACGCUGCUCCAUCUAUCAAGAUUGUCGAUGCUUCCAUCCCAUCCACUUUCGAUGCUCGUGAACAAUGGCCAGGUUGUGUCCAUGCCGUCUUGAACCAAGAACAAUGCGGUUCAUGCUGGGCCUUCUCUUCAAGUGAAGCCUUGUCUGAUCGUUUGUGUAUCGCCUCUAAGGGUCAAGUCAACGUUACCCUCUCUCCACAAGCUCUCGUUGCUUGUGAUGAUAUCGGUAACCAAGGUUGCAAUGGUGGUGUACCACAAUUGGCCUGGGAAUACAUGGAAUGGAAGGGUCUCCCAACCUUUGAAUGUUACCCAUACACUGCUGGAAACGGAACUGAUGGAACCUGUCAACGUCAAUGUGCUGAUGGUUCAGCCAUGACCUACUACCGUGCCAAGCCAUUCUCCAUGACCACCUGCAACAGCGUUGCCUGUAUCCAAAACGAAAUCAUCACCUAUGGUCCAGUUGUUGGUACCAUGAUGGUCUACCAAGACUUUAUGUCCUACUCGUCUGGUGUCUACGUCUAUGACGGAACUGCUGAACUCCUCGGUGGUCAUGCCAUCGAAAUUGUUGGAUGGGGUACCGACGCCACCUCCAAGCUUGACUACUGGAUCGUCAAGAACAGUUGGUCUGCCGCCUGGGGGGGCCUUGAUGGCUAUUUUUGGAUUCAACGUGGUACCAACAUGUGUGGUAUUGAUCACGAUGCCAGCGCUUCUCAAGCCAAGCUCUAA